Molecule: messenger RNA, 1080 nt
Organism: Clonostachys rhizophaga
Lineage: Eukaryota; Fungi; Ascomycota; Sordariomycetes; Hypocreales; Bionectriaceae
Source: the annotation of a GenBank genome assembly
AUGGCACCUCCAACAGUGUCCCUUGAUGAAGUUAGCAAGCACAAUAACGAGAACGACGCCUGGCUCGUGAUUUCAAACAGAGUCUAUGACGUGACAAGCUUCUUGGAAGAUCAUCCUGGAGGUGCUGAGAUCCUCCUUGAAGAAGCUGGGAAAGAUGCGACCGAGUCUUUUGAGGAUGUUGGCCAUUCUGAAGAAGCUAGAGAACUCCUAGAAAACAUGCUUAUCGGCCAAUUAGCAAACUCGCAGAACCACACUCGUAAGGAAGAUAAAGAUGGCCCUCAUUCGCCCACAGCCAACUUGCCUGCCGCAGGAGAGCGUCCCGCGUCCCUUUUCCAACUAGACCCUCAGCAAUGGCAUAAAUUAAGUCUCCGCGGAAAGACAGCCGUGUCUCCCAAUGUGUUCCAGUUCAGAUUUAAUCUCCCAGUUGCAGGGAAGCCUUUGGGGCUGCCUGUAGGGCAACACAUCAUGGUUCGUGCUUUCAUCAGCGGCGAAAAUGUUUCUCGGUCAUACACACCAAUCUCGGAUGACAAUGAUCUAGGCUACAUGGAUCUUCUGAUCAAGGUCUAUCCCAAGGGGGCUAUGACGAAGCAUCUCGAAAGCCUUACACCAGGGGAUGAGGUCGAGUUCCGAGGCCCGAAGGGUAACAUGGAGUACUCGAGAGGUUAUGCUGCGGAAAUUGGCAUGAUUGCAGGUGGUACGGGGAUCACUCCCAUGUACCAGCUCAUUCGAGCUGUGUGCUUAAACCCGAUGGAUGACACCGCAGUCAGCCUUUUAUAUGCGAACAAUUCCCUGUCUGAUAUACUGCUUAGAAAAGAGCUUGACUCUCUUGCAAAGCAGUUCCCCCAUAAGUUCCAGGUCCACUAUAUACUCGUUCAUCCUCCACCUGGCUGGACGGGCAGUUUCGGCUAUGUUACGGGAGACCUUCUAAGGUCUAGAUUACCUGGCCCUUCAAAUGAUGCUCGCAUACUAAUGUGUGGUCCUCCGCCGAUGCUGUCCGCAAUCGGGAUCGCAAUAGCUAGUCUGGGGUAUCAGCGGGCAGGAGUGCCCUCGCGAAUGCCAGAUGAGGUAUUUUCAUUUUGA